AUGGGAAAACGUAACUGCUGUGUCCCAACCUGUGUGAAUUCUUGGCGAAAUUCCCCUGGAGUGAAGUAUCAUUCUCUUCCCAAAGAGAAAGCUGUCUUAAAAGAAUAUAAAAGGCUUUUAAGAAACGAUAACCUCAAAGAGAUUUCGGCUAACACAAGUAUUUGUGGAAAUCACAUCUCGCCGGGGAGGAGAACGGAUGUCCCAUGCGCAACUGCCUUCGAUCUUUCUAUGGACAAACCCAGAAAAAUUCGACGUGAAAUAGUCAAACACGAUUUGCCUUCAAAGCGUAAAAAGAUAUCAGUGGAUUUUGAAGCUUUCAAGGAGGCAAAAGCAUCAAACUCUGGUCAUAUUCCAAAUGAAGAGGACAGCAACAGUUACAGCAGACGCUGCUCAUUAUCAAGAAGGCUUAGAGUUACUUUCCUGGCAUCAGAAUGGGGAUCAAGCAAAGGAGGCCUCUCCGCCUUAAACAGGGAAUUUGCAAUAAACAUUGCGAAGGACCCAACAGCUGAGAAGGAACAAUGUCUCCUUGAAUUUACCCCUGGAAUUUUAACAGAAUUCUCUGAACUGAAUCAAGGUCUAGACAAACGAGAAGUUUGUAAAGUCUUGGGUUUUGGUCGUGGAGAUUCGGAGGGCUUUAGAUUAAAAGGAUUCGACAUUGCAGCUAGAGCUGUGGCUAAACUGAGUUAUUGUCAUCUGUUAUUUGUUGGGGCGGCGAAGGAAAACCUAGAAAGUACACAAAAACUUUUCCUCGAUUGUGAUAUCCCUUCCAGCCGGCUAAGGGUACGACCGUUUUUAAAUAGCAGGGAUGAUUUGAAAAAGCUAUUUUGCGAGGCAGAUCUCGUAGUUAUGCCCUCGCGAACCGAAGGCUUUGGGUUAACGGGUCUUGAAGCCUUAUCAGCUGGUCUUCCUAUUCGUGUAAGUCGAAAAUCAGAAUUUGGAGAAGCUUUGAUGAAAAUACCAUUUGGCCGGCAUUUUGUGAUUGACUCAGAUGAUCAAGAUCAGUGGGCCAAAGCAAUUGAGGAAGUCUGCAGCAGCGACAGAAGCAGCCGACUGGAGGAGUGUGAAAUACUGCGAAAGUUGUACCGGAAGACGUACUGUUGGAAAAAACAGAGUGAAUGUUUCAUUGGGGAAAUGAUCAGCAUGACUGCUAACGGACCAUCUGAAGAUUGUCAGAGCUCAACAAGAAAUUCCCCAGAGCUCCGACAAGAGGAUAUCAGCGACGGAUUUUACCCAGUCAGCGCUCAUUCAGCCUUAGGUACAGUGCCGAUUCGCAUAAAGCUGAACAGUGUUACAUUUCAAAACGUGAAGAACAAAGAUCCUGUACAACAAGAAGAAGCCAAACGUCUCAUAAUGCGUGAAAUGACCAAGCAUUUCCUCGAGAAACAUCAAGCUGAAAUCCCUCUCGAACAAUACCCUGACUCCCUUUCUUACUAUCUAAAAGGAGUGCGUGACUUGAUGAUAAGAGAAGCAGGCGAGGGCAGCUUGCGAAUUGUACUCGAAUGUAGGACACUGAAAAUUCUUGAACGUCUGUGGGAAGACUAUAGUUCCGGUCACCUUAAUGAAGUAGCGGAAGAACGCCUUUUAACGGAUGAGAUAAGGAAAAAGUACGAAGUGGAAUCAAUAGCGCUGGAAACGACCAUUACUGUGGAGGAUUACCUGGCAUGUAAACUAUCACUUACAGAUUUGAACCAAGACGCAACAGUUGCAGAAGAUCAAACUGAACGAGCGAAUAUACAAACUGUGGUCGUUCAGGUCGAAGAAGAACGUGAACUCACCACAGUGCACUUUGAGUUAAACUACAGCGGUUGUUCAGCAAGCCCAAAUGAAUUUCACCCACAACAAGAGAAAGAAAGCCCAUAUCUGGUGUCUGAAAUAUCAUCUGAGGAAAAGUCGACUUCUCAAAGUUCUUUAACCGAACUACCAACCUACCUUGAACAUGUAUCAGUUGCUCAAGAUCCAGGACCAACAAAAGACCGUGACAGCAGUUUACGAUUUUCCAUCGAAUGCCGAGAUCUGGAAAGUCUUGAACGUCUGUGGUCCGAUUAUCGUUCCGGUCGUCUAAAUUGGAUGGCCGAAAAGUGUCUUCUGACAGAUGAUAUUAAAAACAAAUUUCAUGUUGAGUCUGCUACUUUAGAAACAAGCAUACUGGAAGAGGACUAUUUGGCGUGUAAAGAGCAUCUCUCAAACAAUUUUCAAGACAGGGGCAACUCGACCAUGGGAGAUUGUGAUGACACUGAAAUCCUGGUUACUGACGAAGCUUUCCAAGCAGGAAACAUCGAUGAUCUUGGCAUUCAAACACCCGAAGAAGCUAUUUGCCGAUUGAAUGAUCAAAGCAAAGCCGUUCUGAGAGAAAUCCAAGUCGAGGAUAAAACUGAGACUAUGGAAGAAACACGGGAAAAGUCAUCUGAAAAGAAGAUAGUUGCAAGAAAAAUGAAAGUUAAGCGUUGGAAAGAAUCCGGACCUUUCCUGAUCGGGUCAAAACUGAGGACGGUUGAAGACACCUUAAAAAAAUGUGGAUGGUUACUCAAAAAGGAGGACGACAAAACACUGACAUCUUCUGAAGGUUUAUCAAGUAACAAGCUGUGGCAUAGGAGAUACGUCACCUUAUGCAAUGGGUGCUUACAUUAUUACAAACGUGAGCAUGCUAAAACUAGACGUAGGCAGGUUUCUCUCGAAGGAUACAGUGUGCAUUCAACAUCGGGAAAAGAGUUUGUUCCGUGGACAUUCAGACUACAUCAUUCUGAAAACUCAGAUCAUGACUUUGCAGCUAAGUCUGAGAAGGAAACGACGAGGCAAGAACCUCCGAAUUCUGCUUCAGCCCUAAAUAUGGAAGACAAAAACAGCCGUAGCAGACACCAUUCAACCACAAAAAAGCUCAAAGUCGCUUUCUUGGCACCUGGGUGGAGUUCAACCGUACUCCAUGAAAUAAAUGAGAUAACCAAAGAAAUGGCAAAAUACAUGGCUAAGAGCUCUGAGGUUGAAAUAUAUAUCCUCGUUCCAAAGUGCAGUGACGAGGAUAAGAAAGCAGCUGAAAGUUACAACAUCAACCUUGUUGAAGCAAGUGAAAAAGUUGGCUACGCUGAACUGCAUUGGCUGGGCAGGGUGCCAAAUAAGUUAUUAACCCAUGUUGUUGUAGGACAUGAUAUCGAGCUCGGUCGUCAUGCACUAAGUAUAAAGGAGUCCCAAUCCCCACAUUGUAAAUAUGUCCAAUUUAUCCAUAAAUCCUAG
Stylophora pistillata is the source of this 3228-nucleotide messenger RNA. RefSeq lists its product as uncharacterized. NCBI's taxonomy places the organism in Eukaryota, Metazoa, Cnidaria, Anthozoa, Scleractinia, Pocilloporidae. The record is from RefSeq and is a predicted model, not a curated record.